AUGGCACUUCCUGCGUAUUCUGGAUACUUCUUUACCAAAACAUUACAUAACGAUAUCAGCGUGAACACCGACCCUACCAGAACUGACUUGUCCCAACCUGGGAAAGUUGUAUUAAUAACUGGUGCUGGACGAGGAAUCGGCCGCUCAAUUGCCUUGCGAUACGCCGAAAGUGGUCCAGCGUGUAUCAUCGUUUGUGCCCGGACAGGGUCAGAGCUUGAUACACUGGAGACCGAGAUCAAGAGUAUCAAUUCCACCAUUCGAGUGCGAAAGUUUUCCAUUGAUAUCUGCAACAAGGAACAUGUUGCUUUAGUUCUCAAGACUGUUAGUGAAGAAGAAAGAAAGUUGAACGUCUUAGUCAAUAAUGCUGGUACAAGCUGUGCCUGGACGCCAAUUGCCGACAGUGAUGAAGAAGCCUACUGGGAAACAUUCCACCUGAAUCUCAAGGGUACUUACCUUAUAAUAAAGACUUUCUUGUCAUUAUUGGCUGAAACAGCAAAGAAAGAAGGUACCACUGUGGAUGUAGUCAAUUUGACUACUAUUGGAGCGAACAUCACCGUUCCAGGUUCUUCAGCAUACGGAGUGUCGAAAUUGGCUAUCUCGAGACUUACAGAGUUUGUGUGUAUGGAAUAUGGGCAGCAAGGAGUCAACUGCUUUGCGGUUCAUCCCGGUGGAGUCCCAACGACAUUGGCGAAAGGGAUUGCCCUCCCAGAAUUUUUAAUUGACACGUCGGAAUUAGCUGCUGGUUUCAUUGUCUGGCUGACCAAAGGACAGAGAACUUGGCUGAGUGGCCGAUACCUGAGUGCUACCUGGGAUGUUGAUGAGCUGGAGUCCAUGAAAGAUGACAUUGUUGAAAAUGACAAGUUGAAGAACCGUAUGGUCAUAUAG
Molecule: messenger RNA, 885 nt
Organism: Talaromyces marneffei
Lineage: Eukaryota; Fungi; Ascomycota; Eurotiomycetes; Eurotiales; Trichocomaceae
Exons: 2
Coding region: 1-885 (294 amino acids)
Cellular component (GO): cytosol
Molecular function (GO): oxidoreductase activity
Source: RefSeq, a predicted model, not a curated record